Molecule: messenger RNA, 471 nt
Organism: Acanthamoeba castellanii str. Neff
Lineage: Eukaryota; Discosea; Longamoebia; Acanthamoebidae
Product: Fbox domain containing protein
Exons: 4
Coding region: 1-471 (156 amino acids)
Molecular function (GO): protein binding
Source: RefSeq, a predicted model, not a curated record
AUGGAAGGAGAACAGAAGGUUGGAGCGAGGAGGCGGCAACACAACGACUACGAAGUCUCCGAGGCGCUGCUGCCCGACGAAGUGCUGGUGCGGGUGUUCGAGUUUCUGCCCCUGGGCGGGAUCGUAGCCGCGCUGCACGUCUCCUGCCGCUGGCACGCCCUCGCGAGCGACCCUCGGGUGUGGAGGCGCCUGUGUCUCGAGCACGGCUUUCCCAAGAUCGACCGAAGCCUGGGCUGCCGCUGGAAGCUGUGGGUCAUGCGCAUGGCCACGCGUAUCGCGGUCACGACGCGCCGGCUGUGCCUGGAACGGGAGGGAGCAGUGUCCCUCAUCACCCGGGCCGAGGCCAGGCGCAGGGACUCUGCCCACAACACCACCACAACCAUUCUGGUGGAGCGCGACGCCACUCUGCUCAGUCUGCUGCGCAUGGCGGACAUGCCUGCCGACCACCUGCUGGCCAUCCGCUUCGUCUGA